CACUUUUGUGAUUCGGCGGGCAGCGAUGGCCGACCCGAUGGCCGCUGCCAUGCAGCAAUACACGGCGUCCAUGCAGGCUCAGUUCGCCGCCGUCAUGGACAAGGUGCGGUCCAGCAUGGAGCAGAGCUCGGGCAUGGCCGGCAUGAUGAACGACAUGCUGGAGAACCUCCUCCUCCAGAGCCUGCGCGUGAUCUGCGUCGUCGCGCCCAGUCCAUCGAUGGCCGUGGACGUCCGGGCCACCAACCUCGGCACGAUCCCGAUCCCAGUUGUUGCCGUUUCCAUUGCGCUGCGUCCACACGGGCGCCAGGAUGCCGAGUACGAGCUGUUGACGCGGUCGGUGCCACAAGACCUCGCUGUGCACGACGCGAUCAACGUUGUCGUGCCACUGGCGCUGCCGUCUCUCGGCCAGUACGACGGCCGCAUCGCGGUGUCGUGCGUCAGCCCUGGCACUGGCAAGCGCCUUGAGGCGACGCACGAAUUUAGCGUCUAUUACCUCCAGCAGCUCAGCAUCGAGCGCGCGACAAUCACGGUUCCGGAUGGCCCCGCGACGAUCGUGCGAGGCCUGGACCUCGCCAAGCUGCGCGACCUCUUGCGCUUGUCCCCACGGGACGCUUUGGCCACACACGGCGGGUACCAGCUUCUCGGCCCGAAUCAUGAUACGUGGUUUGUGCUGCAGCUGCUCGAUGGCGACAGCACACACGCCGACGUCAGUGUCGUCGCCUCGAGCUCGUCGCCAAUCGACGCGGGUACCAUCUCACACGAGCUCACCUUGCUUGCGGGCUCACGUCGGACAGUCCAGCCACGCGGCUAGCUAUCUACUUGUCCGCAUAAGUCGUAACAACGGUCCUACGGUGGAAUGAGCCGCUCCGUAGCGAGUACUACAGUUUUCUACGAUAGGAGAGCCAAGGCACGUUUGCAUCACUGUGGCUGGUGCCUUCUACACGCCUUGCCUCGCCUCACCAUCGCUGUCUGGUCGCAUCAGGCUCGCCGUCGACAGGCGACCCUGGAGCCCUUGGCGCGUUCGACCAAAUCAGCCCACCGUCGAUCGCGAAGUGCGGGAAUAGUACGGC
Molecule: messenger RNA, 1070 nt
Organism: Saprolegnia diclina VS20
Lineage: Eukaryota; Oomycota; Saprolegniomycetes; Saprolegniales; Saprolegniaceae
Exons: 1
Coding region: 26-811 (261 amino acids)
Source: RefSeq, a predicted model, not a curated record